CAGUCACUGCAGCUGCUGAGCCGGACGCUCUGGGCACGCGGCGGCGGCCGGACUAGCCGGGAGCUCGCACCCCAGCGCCCGCCAGCGCGCUCCCAAGCCGGUCCCCGCACGGUGGUUCCCGCCCGGCCGCGCGCGGGAAGCGGGGAUCGCGCGCCUGUCGGUUCGCAGGUCUGGGCUGUCCACGGCGUCUGCAGCGGACGCGCGGCUCCAAACCCGAGCGCUCCGGAAAGCCGGCGCGUCUCGGAGGCGGCGGCGGGGGCCGCCCUCCUGGGCUCCCCGCACCCACCGUGCGGCGUCCCGCUCGCCGCGCCUCGCGGCCGUGACCUUCCAAGGGGCGCCUACGCCGGCCACGCGACCCCGAUCCCUCGCCCCAGGCCUGGGCGAGGCUCUCUUCGGCGCCCGCUUCUUGCGGAGCCGCGGGCGGGCGGUGCAGGCCCGGGAGGAGGGUCGCCGCAAGCAGCUACCGCCCGUCCCCGUGCUCGCUCGCCGUGCUCGCCUCCCGGCCGGGCUGACCUACCCCCCGGUCUAGCUGCUUCUCUGGAGCUGGGGGCGCGGCCGCACUCGCCUGGCUGGACCGGUUGCGGGCAGGCCCUACCCUGAAGGGGCAAAGCGGCCGGGGUCGCUGGUGGUGGAGCCGGCGGGGCUGUUGCUCCGCGUUUCUUCCCAGCGCUGGUUCCCGGGACCCAGCCCAGGGCGGCUUCAGGCCCCUGCCCAUGCAAGGCGUCCCCCCGGCUUGGAAGAGUCCUUCUGCGGUGGAGCAGCUCUCGGCAGCCGCCCCAGAGGAGGAGAAAGAGGGGACAGUGCUCAUUCUCGGCGAGGCGGACCUUUCCUGUGGCAGUUGGAGCCCAAGGCUGUCCCGAAGUCUGUGCUUGGCAUCGAUGGUCGCAUUAGAAUAGUGCCAGCUGGGAUCCCCACCCGAACCCCCUGCACUUAGUAGGCGUCAGUGGCACCACACCGUUCCUUCAGCUGUCUGGAUGUCCCUUUGCCUGAGGGUAGUCAAGACCAAGCCUGAUCCCCAGCUCAGGCCAGUUGUCUCGCUUCAGCCUCCGGAGUUACAGGAUUACAGAAAAUAUUAUGAGAGAUGCUGAGGACUUCAUGCUCUUCACAGAGACGCCACACUGGAAUUAGAGAUUGCCACUUCUGAGAGGAUGCUGGGAAUCUGCAGAGGGAGACGGAAAUUCCUGGCUGCCUCUUUGACUCUGCUCUGCAUCCCAGCCAUCACCUGGAUUUACUUAUUUGCUGGGAGCUUUGAAGAUGGGAAACCUGUAUCUCUGUCUCCACUGGAGUCCCAAGCCCACAGCCCCCGGUACGCUGACUCCAGCCAGCGGGAGCGGGAGAGCCUGGAGGUGCGUGUGCGAGAGGUGGAGGAGGAGAACCGUGCUCUCCGCCGGCAGCUCAGCCUGGCCCAGGCUCAGGGCCCUGCUCACCGACGCGGGAACCACUCUAAGACUUACUCUAUGGAGGAGGGAACAGGGGACAGUGAGAACCUACGGGCUGGCAUCGUGGCGGGCAACAGCUCAGAGUGUGGGCAGCAGCCGGCUGUGGAAAAGUGUGAGACCAUCCACGUGGCCAUCGUUUGUGCCGGAUACAACGCCAGCAGGGAUGUUGUCACCCUGGUCAAGUCAGUCCUCUUUCAUAGGCGGAACCCUCUGCACUUCCACCUCAUUGCUGAUUCUAUUGCGGAGCAGAUCCUGGCUACACUUUUCCAGACAUGGAUGGUACCUGCAGUGCAUGUGGACUUCUACAAUGCUGAUGAACUCAAGUCUGAAGUAUCCUGGAUCCCCAACAAACAUUACUCUGGGAUUUAUGGCCUGAUGAAGCUGGUACUGACCAAGACUCUACCUGCCAACCUUGAGAGAGUCAUUGUCCUAGACACUGACAUUACCUUUGCAACUGACAUUGCAGAGCUGUGGGCCGUGUUCCAUAAGUUCAAAGGACAACAGGUCCUGGGCUUGGUAGAGAACCAAAGUGACUGGUAUCUUGGAAAUCUCUGGAAAAAUCACCGUCCGUGGCCAGCCCUUGGAAGGGGCUACAACACAGGAGUCAUACUACUGCUUCUGGAUAAGUUGCGGAAGAUGAAAUGGGAGCAGAUGUGGAGGCUGACAGCGGAGAGGGAACUCAUGGGCAUGCUGUCUACCUCCUUGGCUGACCAGGAUAUUUUCAAUGCUGUCAUCAAACAAAACCCUUUCCUGGUGUAUCAGCUCCCCUGCUUCUGGAAUGUGCAGCUGUCUGACCACACCCGCUCUGAGCAGUGCUACAAAGAUGUGUCUGAUUUAAAGGUCAUCCACUGGAACUCCCCCAAGAAGCUCCGUGUGAAGAACAAACACGUAGAAUUCUUCCGCAACCUCUACCUUACCUUCUUGGAGUAUGACGGAAACCUCCUACGGCGGGAGCUGUUUGGCUGCCCCAGUGAGACCGAUGUCAACAGUGAAAAUCUCCAGAAGCAGCUGUCAGAGCUGGAUGAGGAUGACUUGUGUUAUGAGUUCCGGCGAGAGCGCUUCACUGUCCACCGAACUCACCUGUACUUCCUGCACUAUGAGUUCAAGCCUUCUGCUGACAACACAGACGUCACGCUGGUUGCUCAGCUCUCCAUGGACAGACUACAGAUGCUAGAGGCCAUCUGUAAGCACUGGGAGGGACCCAUCAGCCUGGCCCUCUACCUGUCGGAUGCUGAAGCCCAGCAGUUCCUCCGCUACGCCCAGGGAUCCGAGGUGCUCAUGAGCCGCCAGAAUGUGGGCUACCACAUCGUGUAUAAGGAGGGUCAGUUCUACCCUGUCAACCUCCUGCGCAACGUAGCUAUGAAGCAUAUCAGCACACCCUACAUGUUCUUAUCUGACAUUGACUUCCUGCCUAUGUAUGGGCUCUAUGAGUACCUCAGGAAGUCUGUCAUCCAGCUUGACCUUGCCAGUACCAAGAAAGCGAUGAUUGUCCCUGCAUUCGAGACACUGCGCUACCGACUCUCUUUCCCUAAGUCAAAAGCAGAGCUGCUGUCAAUGCUGGACAUGGGGACCCUAUUCACUUUCAGGUACCACGUAUGGACUAAAGGCCACGCACCCACAAACUUUGCCAAGUGGCGGACUGCCACCACGCCUUACCAGGUUGAGUGGGAGGCUGAUUUUGAGCCAUAUGUUGUUGUGAGACGAGAUUGCCCUGAGUACGAUCGGAGAUUUGUGGGCUUUGGCUGGAAUAAAGUGGCUCACAUCAUGGAAUUGGAUGCACAGGAGUAUGAGUUCACCGUGUUGCCCAAUGCCUACAUGAUCCACAUGCCCCAUGCCCCCAGUUUUGACAUCACUAAGUUCCGUUCUAACAAGCAAUAUCGCAUCUGUCUCAAAACCCUGAAGGAAGAGUUUCAACAGGACAUGUCCCGGCGCUAUGGCUUUGCUGCUUUGAAGUAUCUCACGGCUGAGAACAAUAGCUAGCAUAAUGAAGGCCACCACGAGGGAGAGACAUGCCACAAGGGAAGAGCCACUUGCUGCCUGGGCCCAGACUUUGAAGACAAAAUCCAUCACUGAUUUUGUUUGGUUUGUUUUCCUUUGUCUCUUUGGCCCCACAAAGCUGCUCUCUUCUGAGAUCUUGGACAGGGACCCAGGCCACUAUGAGGUACUUCCAGAAUGGGACACAGAAGGGUGAAAGCAAAUGAAGAGUUAACAACGUAUCACAAAGGCACAGACCAAGUCAGAGUUUCUGGAAUCUCCCAUUGCUUUUUACAAUUAUGGGUCAAACUUUAGCUGUGAAGAAAGAAGUUGCCAUGCUUUGGGUUAGUCAUUCCAGGAAAUAAGAGCAAGAUAUUUCCUUCUAAGAAUAUCCCUGCCACCUAACUGGCACCCACGUGGAAGACAGGCCAAGGACCCAAACAACCAUCUGGGUACCCACAUGGGGACAUUAUAUAUGCAGCGACCUGGAGGUGGAAUGAAUUGAUUCUUUAUUAUGAAAGUCACUCUUGUUUUGUUUUGGGUUGUUUGAAUUUAGGAGAUUUUUUAUUUUGAUCUAGGAAUCCAAGUUAAAACAAAAUCUAAUUCUUAAAGCUCCAAAAGAAAAAUCAGCUCCCUCAACCAACACUGCUCUCAGUCAGCAGUGGCCCAGUGACAAGCAUCCUCAGGAAUGCUCGCACAUGGGCAGCUUUCUUCAGGAUGAACACUGAGGCCACCUGAUGCUGAGGUUCUACUCCAGAUCCAGGGCUAUGCCAGGGACAACAGAAAUAUGAGGCCAAACAUUAUAUGCAAGUCACAUUUUCUAUGGACAGUGACCAAGUCACAAGGAAAGGGCUUCAAGGAACUUCUUCAGCACUCACAGAAGGUACGAUUCCCUGCUCAGGCCUUUAGAAGAACUUGAAUGGUUCACAGGAGUCCACUCCGAACACUCUUAUAACCACAUGGAAACCACUGGCAGAAAUGGGUCAGGUGUCUGUGUGUUUCUCCCUGCCUCACUGUUGGAAGUGGGGGACUGGUGAGCUUAGUUUCCCCUCAGGACCUCUCCUAGGCUUGGCAACCACCUCUUCAUUGUGCAGACGGAAGAAACACUGGACUUUUUACCCGUUUUCUUUAUUCUUCACUAUUAAUGUUGUGUUUACAUGGAUGAGAACAGGAGUUAAUGGCCUGCACUCUGCUGGGCUGUUUGUAUUGUUGCCAUGUGACCAGCGAAAGCUGCAUUCAAUAAAUGAAAGUACAGACUCUUU
Messenger RNA from Meriones unguiculatus (Mongolian gerbil), 4675 nucleotides. It is a transcript of the gene Large1, whose product is annotated as LARGE xylosyl- and glucuronyltransferase 1. Gene Ontology annotation, molecular function: xylosyltransferase activity; glucuronosyltransferase activity. Gene Ontology annotation, biological process: protein O-linked glycosylation via mannose. The transcript is spliced from 16 exons. The record is from RefSeq and is a predicted model, not a curated record. The coding region runs from base 1149 to 3419 and encodes 756 amino acids. NCBI's taxonomy places the organism in Eukaryota, Metazoa, Chordata, Mammalia, Rodentia, Muridae.